Populus euphratica (Euphrates poplar) is the source of this 909-nucleotide messenger RNA. The record is from RefSeq and is a predicted model, not a curated record. Lineage: Eukaryota; Viridiplantae; Streptophyta; Magnoliopsida; Malpighiales; Salicaceae.
AUGACAGGCACGAGGACUGCAUGCAAGUCGUCGAUAGGCAGUGAGGAACGGCAUCUGGAAAAAGCUCCUGGUUCUAUCAUCCAUAUGCGUACUCAAAAUGUUCCUCCUCGUUUGCAUUACAUCAUCUUACGUGAAGAAGAAAAAAGAGCAUCUGGAGAGGCUUUUGGUGUUCAGAAAUGGAUGCGAUUGAGCGUCGAGAUGUCUGCGCAUGAAAGGACUUUCUGGGACUGUGAUUUCUCCUUGACUGGAAGAAAAUUUAACUCUACAUGCGCGGGGAAAAAUAAGAUUGUGAAGAAAAUAGAGCAGUCGCUGUAUAUAACGAGUACAAGCACUCCUCAGUUGGCUGUUGGAGAAGGCGCGAGAGAGAAGGUCGCUGGAAAAAACCUUGUGACUAUACAAGGUGUAUGGCGGGUGGAAGGGAAAGAAAUCAGAAACCUCAUUAUUAAUCCUAUCAAGCUUGGCUACCGUCAUUUUGAUUGUGUUGCUGAUCACAAGAGUGAAGCAAUAAUAGGGGAGGUGUUAGAAGCUUUCAAAACUGUGCUUGCUAAGAGGGAGGAUCUUUUCAUUACUACCAAGUAUCCACCAAGCAUGCUUGUGUGUAGUUUGAUAAUCUGAUCAGCUGGAGGUUCUUACGAUGAACAUAGGAAAUGGCUUGCAGAGCCGACAAAGAGUUGCGAUUAAACAUUGUCUAUUUCAUUGCUUAGAUGGUGCUCCUUCUGAACAUGUUUUUUAAGAUUUGACACAUUCAAUUUCUUGGGAAACAUGGAUAAAAUAGCAACGAGGAUUUCUCAGCUUGCAGUUCUAGCUAUCAUAGAAAUGGUUUUGCUGCCUCCUCUGCAUAAUACAUGGGGUGAGGGGGAAUCAAAACAAAUGGAAGAUAGGACAUGUAAAGUGGGAUCAAUUAGCAAA